Messenger RNA from Zymoseptoria tritici IPO323, 1335 nucleotides. RefSeq lists its product as uncharacterized. The record is from RefSeq and is a predicted model, not a curated record. Gene Ontology annotation, biological process: protein maturation. The coding region runs from base 1 to 1335 and encodes 444 amino acids. The transcript has 4 exons. NCBI's taxonomy places the organism in Eukaryota, Fungi, Ascomycota, Dothideomycetes, Mycosphaerellales, Mycosphaerellaceae. Gene Ontology annotation, molecular function: threonine-type endopeptidase activity.
AUGUUCUCCCCAAAGUCGAAGAGUCGGAAAGUUGAGAAGGGUGGUGAUCUGGCCUGCAUGUUUGUACAUGCUGGCGCAGGCUACCACAGCCGAGACAAUGAGAUCCAUCAUCUGCAAGCAUGUCAAGACGCAUGCAAAGCCGGAAUGGCCGUCAUGAGAGGAGGAGGGUCGGCUGUGGACGCCGUGGAGAUUGCCAUCAAGGUCCUCGAGGACCGAGAGAUCACGAAUGCUGGCUACGGCAGUAAUUUGGGUUACAACGGUGUGGUCGAGUGUGACGCGAUCAUUGUUAACCACAACGGAAGCAGCGGAGCGGCCGGCGCGGUGGCUCAAAUCAAGAAUCCCAUCUCCCUCGCCCGACUCGUACACGAUCACUCGACACAGACACUUUCCCUCAAGCGCGUUCCGCCCAAUAUCCUGGUCGGACAAGGAGCGACCAACUUCGCCUACGCCCACGGCAUGCCGAUUGUGAGCUUUGACGAUCUCAUCUCGCCGUAUGCGAAAGCACGCUGGCAGAAAUGGCGCGCGGAUCUUAUCAAGUCCGAGCAAGCUGAUUCGACUCUUACGCAAUCGGAGAUCGGGAGAACAGACACUUCAUCUCCGAUCGACUGUCAGACUGACGGUCCAUCAAGUACGCCUUCGCGUUCCACUGCCGACGCUGCUCAGCAGAAUACACGAUUUGGCUCGGGCGAUGGCGAAUCUAUGAAUCCCAAGUUCACAACUUCCAAAACCCCUCAGACUGAGCCAGGAAUCCCAGCGGCUGGAGAAGAUCACAUCACCGACACCGUUGGUGCCAUCGCUAUCGACAUAUACGGCAAUAUUGCGUGCGGAGCAUCUUCGGGAGGCAUUGGAAUGAAGCAUCGCGGCCGACUUGGACCAGCCGCACUGAUUGGAAUUGGAGCAGCAAUCAUCCCGACUGACGAAGACGAUCCGGAUCUUACCUCAGUCGCGACCGUCGCCAGCGGCACAGGCGAGCAUAUGACUACCACAUUGGCAGCAAGCGUCUGCUCAGAGCGUAUCUACCAUGAGCAACGCAGAGUCAAAGGCGGAUACAAACAAUGCACGGAGGACGAGGCUAUCACCGGAUUCAUCAAAACCGACUUCAUGGAUCAUCCGUCAGUCCGCCACUCUCAAUCUGCCGGUACUAUCGGCGUGCUUUCGGUGAAGAAGACCAAAGACGGCGUCUGGCUCUACUUUGGACACAACACGGAUUCGUUUGCACUAGCGAGUAUGCAUUCAGAUGAGCAGAAACCUAUCUGUACCAUGAGUCGGAGUAAUGGCAAUGGCACGAUUGCUCAGGGUGGGAGGGCAGUGAAGUUUCGGAGAGGGAGGAAAUAG